Molecule: messenger RNA, 1077 nt
Organism: Acanthosepion pharaonis
Lineage: Eukaryota; Metazoa; Mollusca; Cephalopoda; Sepiida; Sepiidae
Source: the annotation of a GenBank genome assembly
AUGGACCCAGACUAUGAGAAACGACUCCUGAGGCAACAGAAUGGUCAGAACUCCCCCUACUCCUCGCCUCUUCCUGGUAGUAGUCCAGCUGCUUCUCCAAGCAAAGAAAAAUAUGGAGAUCGUUUCAUUCCGAGCCGGGCAGGUUCAAAUUGGCAUGUUAAUUUUAAUAUGAUUCAGGAAACUCCACCUUCUGUCAACCAGACACGUAAGGCCAAAGAAGCUAACACAGAUGGGGGCAAAGAUGGACUUGCCUACACAUGUCUCUUGAAGAAUGAACUCUUAGCUGCUGGUAUUGAAGAUAUCAAGGACCAGCAACCAGAUGACAGAAGGAUACUAGUGCCUAAAGAGAGUCGCAAUCUCUUUAAGUAUUAUGUUCCUAGGCGAAGUCCUGAUGCUGCUGAUUCAUCUCCCUAUUCUUUAUCUCCUGUUGGCAGUAAAAGCCAGAAAUUGCUGCGCUCCCCCCGCAAGGCAAUGAGGAAAAUUUCAAAAAUUCCCUUCAAAGUGCUAGAUGCCCCAGAAUUACAAGAUGAUUUUUACUUAAAUUUGGUUGACUGGUCUUCCCAGAAUGUCUUAAGUGUUGGAUUGGGAACUUGUGUUUAUCUUUGGAGUGCUUGUACCAGUCAGGUUACACGUCUCUGUGAUUUAGCAAAUGAUGGAGAUUCUGUUACAUCUGUAUCUUGGGCAGAAAGGACUCUUCCUUUUCCCUUUUUUCCCUCUUCCUUUUCCCUUUUUCCCUCUUCCUUUUCCCUUUUUCCCUCUUCCUUUUCCCUUUUUCCCUCUUCCUUUUCCCUUUUUCCCUUUUUCCUUUUCCCUUUUUUCCUUUUUCCUUUUCCCUUUUUUCCUUUUUCCUUUUUUCCUCUUCCUUUUCCUUUUUUCCUCUUCCUUUUUCCUUUUUCCUUUUUUCCUUUUCCCUUUUUUUCCUUUUCCCUUUUUUUCCUUUUCCCUUUUUUUCCUUUUCCUUUUUUUUCCUUUUCCCUUUUUUUCCUUUUUUCCUCUUCCCCUUUCUUUUUCCCCCCUCUUUCUUUUUUUUUUUUUACCUCUUUCUUUUUGCAUAAGUUUUCAUUUUCUUUGCUCUAA